Molecule: messenger RNA, 1278 nt
Organism: Penicillium olsonii
Lineage: Eukaryota; Fungi; Ascomycota; Eurotiomycetes; Eurotiales; Aspergillaceae
Source: the annotation of a GenBank genome assembly
AUGAAGCCCCAGUCGCUCAUCCCACUUCUGGGUAGUAUACCGCUAGCAUCAGCAUGGCUCCCGACGGAUGAAGGCCGAGACCUUUCAACUUUCAGCAAGUCUGGCACCUCCAAGAUUCGGGGGGUGAACCUAGGUUCGUCCUUCAUUAUCGAGAAAUGGAUGGCGAAUGGCGAAUGGAACGAUAUGGGCUGUGGAGAGUAUAACAGUGAAUGGGGUUGUGUGCAAGGUAUUGGUCAAGAUGCAGCCAACAAGGCGUUCAAAAAGCACUGGCAGUCCUGGAUCACCAAAGACGACAUCACCAAGAUGGUGUCAUAUGAUCUGAAUACCAUCCGGAUCCCGAUUGGAUUUUGGAUGAAUGAAGACCUCAUCGCGGAUAACGAAUACUACCCGCGUAACAAUGCUCUCGAGGAUCUCACCAAUAUCUGCCAAUGGGCUGCUGAUGCGGGCAUGUAUGUCAUUAUUGAUACCCAUGGCUUGCCCGGUGCACAACAAGCUCAGCAGCCAUUUACUGGACGUUAUGCCAGCUCUCCGGAGUUCUACCAGAACGACGGGAACGCCGAACGCGCAUACAAGUUUUAUGAGUGGAUGGUUGAACAAAUCUCAAGCAGUGAUGCGUUCAAGACCGUCGGUGCUCUCGAACUUGUCAACGAGCCUUUACAAAACACCGAGAAUGGGAACACAAACUGGAUGGUAGAACACUUCUAUCCGUCGGCAAUUGACCGGAUUCGUGCCAAGGAGUCAUCGCUGGGGGUUUCGGAUGAUGAUGCGUUACAUAUCACAGUCAUGGAUGAUAAAUGGGACUCUGGUGGCAACCCUACCCGCUCUCUUAAUGACAGUCAAAAGAAGAAGCUUCUUUUCGAUGACCACAACUACGAGAUUUAUCUCGUGCGCGAUGCCGGAUCUAAGGGGGACAUGAUCUCAGAUGCCUGUGGGGAUAAUCGUCAGUCUGAUGUGGAUCCCAAGAUUGUCGGAGAGUGGAGUCUGGCAUUCAAUAAUCAAGGUGACAACUUCCUGCCAAUGACUGGCAAUCAUGCUUCAUCGUACUCGAAGUGGUUUUCGGCACAGCAGAGACAGUACGAAGCUUUGGGUGGAUGGGUGUUUUGGACUUGGAAGACGGAUGAGAAUUUGCCUAACGUUGAGCAGUGGAACUACCAAAGUAAGUUAUUGAGUAACCUAUUGCAAUUGGAGGAAGAGAUGCUGAUAUCUUUACCAGAGGCUGUCGAGGCCGGCAUUAUCAACAAAGACCUGAAUGCCCAGUUUGAUCAGAAUCCAUGCUAG